GUUUUGAAUUACUCUAGAGCCAAAGAUGUACAAAGCAAGCCCUAAUAGAAGAGCGAUCUUGGAGAGAAGUAAGAGUGUAAGAGAGAAGGAGCCUAAGCAAACCUCAAACUUCUUUGCCAAACACUUAAAGAGGAUAUAUCCGAUCACGCUUCAACGUAGUACUUCUUCUUCUUUCUCACUCUCUUCUAUAUCUCUAUCACUCUCUCAAAACUCGACCGAUUCCUCUGCCACGGAUUCCACUUCCACGCUAGAGCAAAGGAUCUCUCUAGCACUAGGUUUAAUCUCAUCUCCUAGUAGAAGAGAAACAUUUGUUCCUAAAACAAUUCCGCGACAACAACAAGAACAACGUCUAUAUGAGGACUUCAAAAGUGAUGAACCAAAGAGGUGUAAUUGGAUCACCAAGAGAAGUGAUGAAGUCUACGUAACGUUUCAUGAUCAGCAAUGGGGAGUCCCUGUCUAUGAUGAUAACUUGCUUUUUGAGUUCCUUGCUAUGUCGGGGAUGUUAAUGGACUAUAAUUGGACCGAGAUUUUAAAACGCAAGGAACUCUUUAGAGAGGCAUUUUGUGAGUUUGACCCAAACCUGGUGGCCAAAAUGAGAGAGAAAGAGAUCACGGAAAUUGCAUCAAACAAAGCAAUAAUGCUACAAGAGAGUCGAGUUAGGUGUAUAGUUGACAAUGCUAAAUGCAUAAUCAAGGUGGUUAAGGAAUUUGGAUCAUUCAGCAGCUAUAUGUGGGGGUUUAUGGAUUAUAAACCGAUCAUUAAUAGAUUCAAGUAUUCAAGAAAUGUACCACUGAGAUCUCCCAAGGCUGAGAUAAUUAGCAAAGAUAUGAUCAAACGAGGAUUUCGAUUCGUCGGUCCAGUUAUCGUACAUUCUUUCAUGCAAGCAGCAGGGUUAACAAUUGAUCACCUCGUUGAUUGUUUCAGACAUGGUGAUUGUGUGAGCCUCGCUGAGAGGCCAUGGAGGCAUAUAUGAUGUUCACUUUUUGGGUUAAAACAUAUAUUCGAGCUUUUGACUGUUCUUUGGUUUAAUAAAAUAUUUGAAAUCAAACUGCUUGUUAUUUCUAUAAGUUUUCUUUUGGUUUUUUUUGAUCAA
This is a messenger RNA of Raphanus sativus (radish), 1093 nucleotides long. RefSeq lists its product as uncharacterized. The record is from RefSeq and is a predicted model, not a curated record. The transcript is spliced from 5 exons. Gene Ontology annotation, molecular function: DNA-3-methyladenine glycosylase activity. The coding region runs from base 26 to 973 and encodes 315 amino acids. Lineage: Eukaryota; Viridiplantae; Streptophyta; Magnoliopsida; Brassicales; Brassicaceae. Gene Ontology annotation, biological process: base-excision repair.